CGCGCCCCAGGGAGGCGGCUUGGGGUCUGAGGGCCCCUAGCCCUGCCUCCGUCGCCCACUGCAUGCCGGGUGGGCCUCAGGGCCGUACCGAAGGAGGCUGGGAGGGCGGUUUAUUUCUUUCGUCCUGUCCCCGAGUACGCGAACCCUCCCCCGCCCUUCCCUCUGUCCCCUUGGACCCUCCUCCAAGACUUUCCGUCCGUCGGUCUCCGGACCUCCCUUCCGUCUGGCACCCUGAAAGGUCCCUUCCCAAGCCCUUAGGGACGGUAGAGGACUUGGGAACCAGCGAGUACUCCCAGGCUGUGAGAAGAGCCCCUGCUGCCUGCCCUGCCUCAUCCUGUUCCACAUCAGGCCCAGCGGCCCCCGGCUGCAUCAAGUGGAGGAGGAGUAGGCAGAGGAGGGUGGCACCAUGGGCCCGGGCCGUGCCCUCCAUGCCCGGGGGAUGAAGACACUGCUGCCAUGGACAGCCCGUGCCAGCCGCAGCCCCUGAGUCAGGCUGUCCCUCAGUUGCCGGGGUCUGUGUCAGAGGCCUUGGAGCCUGGCGGGGCCAGGAUGGGGGUGGAGAGUUACCUGCCCUGUUCCCUGCUCCCUUCCUACCACCAUCCGGGAGUACCUGGGGAGGCCUCAGCAGGCAGUGGGACUCCUGGAACCACAGCCACCUCUACCACUGCCAGUCCCUUGCGGGAGGGCUUUGGUGGGCAGGAUGGUGGUGAGCUGCGGCCACUACAGAGUGAAGGUGCCGCAGCGCUGGUCACCAAGGGGUGCCAGCGACUGGCAGCCCAGGGCGCCCGGCCUCAGGCUCCAAAACGCAAAUGGGCCGAGGAUGGUGGGGAUGCCCCUUCUCCAGGCAAGCGGCCCUGGGCCAGGCAAGAGAACCAGGAGGCAGAGAGGGAGGGUGGCAUGGGCUGCGGCAGUGGCCACGGCGAGGCCAGCGCUGGGCUGAGGGAGGAGGUGCAGCCCUCUGCACCUGAGCGCUUGGCCCUGGACUAUAUUGUGCCCUGCAUGCGGUACUAUGGCAUCUGCGUCAAGGACAGCUUCCUGGGGGCAGCCCUGGGUGGCCGCGUGCUGGCUGAGGUGGAGGCCCUGAAGAGGGGAGGGCGCCUGCGUGACGGGCAGCUAGUGAGCCAGCGAGCUAUCCCACCGCGCAGCAUCCGUGGGGACCAGAUUGCCUGGGUGGAAGGCCACGAGCCAGGCUGCCGCAGCAUUGGCACGCUCAUGGGCCACGUGGACGCUGUCAUCCGCCACUGUGCUGGGCGGCUGGGCAGCUAUGUCAUCAACGGGCGCACCAAGGCCAUGGUGGCGUGUUACCCAGGCAACGGGCUGGGGUACGUGAGGCACGUUGACAAUCCCCACGGCGAUGGGCGCUGCAUCACCUGUAUCUAUUACCUGAAUCAGAACUGGGACGUUAAGGUGCAUGGCGGCCUGCUGCAGAUCUUCCCUGAGGGCCGGCCGGUGGUAGCCAACAUCGAGCCACUCUUUGACCGGUUGCUCAUUUUCUGGUCUGACCGGCGGAACCCCCACGAGGUGAAACCAGCCUAUGCCACCAGGUACGCCAUCACUGUCUGGUAUUUUGAUGCCAAGGAGCGGGCAGCAGCCAAAGACAAGUAUCAGCUAGCAUCAGGACAAAAAGGUGUCCAAGUACCCGUGUCCCAGCCGACUACGCCCACCUAGUGGCCAGCCGUGGAGCUGCAUGGACAGACAGCGUGCCCUGACUUCAGGAGUGCCCAGGGGCCCUGCGGGCAGCCUUCCAGCCUUGGGGCCUUCUCCCUCCCUGUUGCCAUCGCCGCUGCUGCUGCUGACUUUGCGUCUGCCCUGCCUGGUGUGGAGUGCUCUGUCCUUCCGUUGCUGAGUGCUGAGGAGGAUGAGCGAUCUCUGCUGCCCUGUGAUGGGGCGAGGGUUCUGACCUGAGCAGAGGCCAGCCUUGGGGGCCGUCAUUACGGAAGCUGGGCCUGUGUCCUGCCCUGUCUGGUCAUGCCCCCGUUAGGUGUGGAGGGCUGGGGGGGGGGCACUGCCACCUCCCACCAGGUUGCAGGAGUUGGGGUUGGGGUGAGUCAUGGCCUCUUGCUGGCAAAGGUGGGUGGGGGUGUGUCUCCAAGCCCCGCACCCCCUGUUCCAGCUUGGAAUGUGAAGUGACUCCCCAACCCCUUGGGCCACGGCACCUGUUGGACUGGGCUGCCGCUGUGUGGGCAAGAUGAAGGUGCCGGGGGGAGCAUGGAUGUUGCAGGCCUGUCAGCCAAGAAAUAAAGUUUACCUCAGA
Tupaia belangeri chinensis (Chinese tree shrew) is the source of this 2254-nucleotide messenger RNA. RefSeq names its product egl-9 family hypoxia inducible factor 2 (gene EGLN2). The record is from RefSeq and is a predicted model, not a curated record. Lineage: Eukaryota; Metazoa; Chordata; Mammalia; Scandentia; Tupaiidae. Gene Ontology annotation, biological process: peptidyl-proline hydroxylation to 4-hydroxy-L-proline; cellular response to hypoxia. The transcript has 6 exons. Gene Ontology annotation, cellular component: nucleus; cytoplasm. Gene Ontology annotation, molecular function: L-ascorbic acid binding; ferrous iron binding; peptidyl-proline 4-dioxygenase activity. The coding region runs from base 457 to 1668 and encodes 403 amino acids.